This is a messenger RNA of Melanotaenia boesemani (Boeseman's rainbowfish), 3661 nucleotides long. It is a transcript of the gene gfra4a, whose product is annotated as GDNF family receptor alpha 4a. The transcript has 8 exons. Gene Ontology annotation, cellular component: signaling receptor complex; external side of plasma membrane. NCBI's taxonomy places the organism in Eukaryota, Metazoa, Chordata, Actinopteri, Atheriniformes, Melanotaeniidae. The record is from RefSeq and is a predicted model, not a curated record. Gene Ontology annotation, biological process: nervous system development. The coding region runs from base 744 to 2066 and encodes 440 amino acids. Gene Ontology annotation, molecular function: signaling receptor activity.
UGUUUUUACUGCCUGCUUCUCCUGAAAGAUCCUCUCAACUGCCUCCAAAUUCACGAUUCUCCCUCAGACUGACUGAGGUAGUUUAUCUUUUUUGGAUAACCUACUUAUAGAGAACUGUGGAUAUACACCCACUCUUACAGCCAUAUGCACCAUUAUAUUCAGGUUUGUUAUUUCCAUUUUAUGGCAGUAUGAAAUAGGCUAUCGAUUUAACUUGUCCUAUUUCAACUUUGGCCAAGAUUGGAUUUUUUUUAACGAGCUGGGAUGGGCACCCCCGGCCGGCCCGCCUGGGAGCAGGAGAUCACAAGGACGGACUCUCGGGUUGGAUAGUGCAAAACGACGCGGCCGUGAUUCAUCCGCAGUUUCCGCGCGGCGCGCAGGUGGAGGGGAAGGGGAGAGGAAACAGCGGCUCGGGACGGACGGAUGAAACGGUCUCAUGCGCAAGGUUCGAUCCGCGUAAAAACGAACUGUCUCCCUUUGGCUUGGCGUGACAUUUACUCGGAGCUGUGACCCGUUUCCCCCCCUCCAACGACAAAAAGUUUGCCUGGUGAAAAAUGAUGCUGUGCUCCGCUGAUGCUUUUUCACGCACUGCUGUGGAUUCCGGCGUCAGCCUAAGUGGCCAGUCAUCACUUGAGAAAUAGCUGCGACUCUUUCGCUUUUAAUCUCGGUGCCAAUUACAAGAGAGGAGCUUUUUUUUUUAUUCCCGCACAUCAUCACAAGCCCCGGGAUUGCAUUCAUAUGAAUUAAUGUCGCGCUCCAAAAUGGACUUCCUCGGACUGUACUUCUUCCAGCUCGCGCUCAUCGGCAUCCCACACAUGGUUCUCUCUGCAGGCGGGAGGGACUGUCUACGUGCCGGAGACACCUGUUCCAGCGAUGACACCUGCAGCCCACGGCUGCGCACCCUCAGGCAGUGUGUGGCAGGAGAUGGCAGUGUCAAACUGGGGCCCGGGGCACGAAACCAGUGUGAGAACGCCAUGACUGCGCUUCUCUCCACCCCUCUGCACGGCUGCCAAUGCAAACGAGGGAUGAAGAGAGAGAAGAACUGCCUGAGUAUCUACUGGAGUCUUCACCAGUCAGUGCUGCACGGACUCAGCCUGGUGGAGAGCUACCCAUAUGAACCAGAGGAAAGGGGCUCGGAUUACGUUCGUCUGGCCUCCAUCGCUGCAGAGUCUGAGGUGAUGACAGUGAACCGCUGCCUGGAUGCUGCCAAGGCGUGCAACAUAGAUGAGACAUGUCAGAAGCUUCGUACAGAGUACGUCUCAGCCUGCAUCCAGCCAUCAGCCCGCUCGGGGCCAUGUAACCGACCAAAGUGCAACAAGGCGCUGAGGAAGUUUUUUGACCGCGUUCCUCCUGACUACACCCAUGAGCUGCUGUUCUGUCCCUGCACCGACACGGCCUGCGCAGAGCGCCGCAGGCAAACCAUCGUGCCAUCCUGCUCCUACGAAGAAAAGGAAAAGCCAAACUGUCUGGCUCAGCUGCGGAUCUGCAAGGCAGACUAUGUGUGCAGGUCGCGCUGGGCACAGUUCCAGUAUGACUGCCAGCCCUCUGAGCAGAGCGCCAGUGGAUGCAAGCAGGAGAACUACGGAGCAUGUCUGGUUGCAUACACCGGCCUGAUAGGAAGCACAAUAACUCCCAACUACCUUGACAACUCCACAUCCAACGUGGGACCCUGGUGCUCCUGUGCAGCAAGCGGCAACCACAGGGAACAAUGCUAUGACUUCCUCACGUUUUUCCAUGACAACGUUUGCCUGAAAAACGCCAUCUUAGCUUUCGGGAAUGGAUCAGAUGUGAAAACGGAUGCCAGUCAGCCCGGGAUGCCCAGUCCAGCGACUGACAACCAGAACCCACACUUGGUAACCACCGCCCCAGGCAUCUCCAUGGAAACAGAGCAGAAUGUUCUGCGAGCACAGAUACCUACUCAGGUCAACGAGAAUGACAGAUUGUGGGGCGACGAGGGAGACUCCACUCUUCCCUCUCCGGGCCUUUCGGACCACGGUGCUGAGCUCGUCUGCCCCUCCCUGCCGCUCGUCGUUGGCUGGCUGCUCUUGGUGCUGCUCUCCCACCCAUAAACAGGCCUCCAUCACUUGGCCUUUAUGAACAAAGUUCCAGAUCCAGACAGGGAGGGGAGGGUUGGGGCAUGAGAGAGAAACAACCAUUUCUGCGUGUCAAGCAAAGGUCGGGGAAAAACGUUGGCUCUGUCCUGCCCCACUCCCCUCCCCUCUCCGUCACAGAAGUCACACUUUAUCUAUUUUUGUGGAUCAUGACCCUGAGCUGAUGUGCUGUGAAGCUCAUGCCCUUCGUGGGAGCAACAAGAAAGGGUGGCAAUGUUGCACCAUCCAGUAGGGGAGGAAAAUAGGAAAUACUCACAUCAUUCCCUGCUUCACACCUGCCCAGUCACAAACUUUUACAUCCAACACACACUCGGACUUCUCUCAUCUGAUAACAACAGUCGGUGGGUUCAGAAGGUGUACAGUGAAGAGACACUGAAGAUGCAGUGAAGGAAAACUCUAAAAAAAAAACGUAUAUAUACAUAUAUAUAAAACUAAUAAAUGACUUUUUCUUUUCCUCUUUGGUUCUCGAACAUUCCUCGAUGUAAAAAAUUAAAAAAUUAAAUGUUAAGACUUUUUAUGUCAGAUGAAGUGUUACAUAAGAUUUAAGGUGGGACGUGUGUUCGUCCACAGCUCUCUGCCCAUUCAGCUCUGCUCUUUGUUUCAAUGCCACAUUUCAUAUUUUAAUUAACUUUUACCCAAAAUGUUAGAUGGAAGCACACAUUAUAAUCCAGUGGAUUCACAGUGAAAUUCUUUGAAUGUUUGUUGUUAUGUUUUAUGUUGAAGGUGUGAAGAGUUUGUUUCCUAAACAAAGAACUUAUUUUAGAAAAGUCUAAAUUAAUCAUUCUAAUGAGACUUAAAAAGAUCUGUAAUGUUUUAUGUUGUCAGAGAAGGAGCUAAAAUGAUUAUCCUUUAGUGUCCUGCUUUUUUUUUAAAACUAUGAAUCAUUUGGUAUGAGUAGAUGUCUCUUCUUGUAAAUUUUAAAUACCUCAUUUUGGAAGGGAACUCUUCAUUUAUUCAUUCAUUAAGCUUUAAGUCAAAGACUUUGGGUAUAUGCCUCUUCAGAACUGAUAAAAAACAAAAGGAAAAAAAACAAUCAUGUGAUUUUGGUGAAGCAGUAAGUGACUGGGACAAGUUUAUAUUUUUUAAAUGUAUAUUUGGACUUUGUUGCAAAGAAAAUCGAUAUCCACGACCGGGUUUGUGACCAAUCAAGCGUUGAACGUUAUGGGAGAACCGGUGGGACAGAGAUGGUGUGGAUGCAGAAACAGAUGCAUCCACUUUUUUACGAGAUGAAAGUAGUGACCCAUGUUGCCAGCAACCUGCUGGGACGCCUGGCUUGACGUGGGACUUGGAAGUAUUUACUGUUCUGUAAAAACAGCGCUCUGCCUGGUGGAGCGGACAUGUCUGCUCCAAGUGUUUCAGAGUUAAAUGUACCGAUGGGGGUUUGGGGCAAUUUUCAGUACUGCCACUGAAUUCAAUUUGUUCCACUACAUUUUUAAAUGAUGCAACAUAUGUUGAUUUUAAAUGAAAGAAAAAUGCAUGGCCUCCAGCUGGAUGUAGGCCUGAUCAAUCAAUUUGGACCCAGUACAAUAAAACUAGAAAGUUCUGACAAAUUA